Molecule: messenger RNA, 2140 nt
Organism: Scomber japonicus (chub mackerel)
Lineage: Eukaryota; Metazoa; Chordata; Actinopteri; Scombriformes; Scombridae
Gene: il11ra
Product: interleukin 11 receptor, alpha
Exons: 12
Coding region: 143-1333 (396 amino acids)
Biological process (GO): cytokine-mediated signaling pathway
Cellular component (GO): membrane; external side of plasma membrane
Molecular function (GO): protein binding; cytokine receptor activity
Source: RefSeq, a predicted model, not a curated record
CCUUGUCCGACUUUGUUGCUCUCCUGUCCCGCAAACUCCUCUCCAGUCUCUCCGAGGGGAGCCGAAGAACAACUCGACAAAGUCCCAAACAUGGAAGGCGACAACAUAAUAAUGCCUGCUUGACUCGGGGACAUUUUCCAAGAUGCCAGGUCUUUUGUCCAGUCCUGUGUGUCUGACAGUCAUCUGGUUUUUAUCUUGGUCGCUGUGUUCCAGCCGUGCUCAGAUAUGGACUGAUGAAGUGUCAGGCGUGCAGUACGGGCGCUUGGAUUCUAACGUGACACUGGCAUGCGGGAAGUCACCUAUUAGGAUACCUGUGGUGUGGCAUCUCAACCACAACUCAGCGUUGCCAUGGCACAAAGUGACAACAGAUGGAUCCUUAGUCCUGCUGCACGUCGACCACUCAGCCCAAGGCAACUACAGCUGCUAUGACUACAAGGGGCUCCUCCUCCACUCUGUCAAACUCAGACUGGGUCAUCCCCCUGGGCUGCUGAGCAUUUCCUGUCAAGUGCCCAAUCACACGUUUGUUCGCUGCUCCUGGGUGGAAUCAGUGAGGACAUUCCUGCCAGCCAAGUACAAUGCCUCCCUCAGGAAUGGUCAUGAGUGGAGGCCAUGCAUUGUGAAUGUCACCCACAAGCACUGUGUUGUAGAUCAUCCUUCCUUCUGGCACACUCCCCAUAUUCUUAGAAUCACAGAGAUCAAUGUCCUCGGGUCUCAGACAACAAUUGGACGGUUCAGGUUACAUGAGCUAUUGAAACCAGACCCUCCAGAGUCCGUGUUGGCAAAGGAACUUGAAGGCUAUCCACAGAGGCUAAUGGUCUCAUGGAACUUUCCCUCCUCCUGGCCGCUACAGAAUGCUUUCCCCCUAAUGUUUCACAUUAGAUACAGGCCGCUUGGCUCCAUGUACUGGUCAGAGAUUUAUUCAGAGGAUAGUCAUGUCGUGGUGCAUGACGCCCUGGCCGGCAACCCUCACGAGGUUCAGGUUCGAGCCCGGGACGAGGUGAACGCAGAGAGCCAGUGGAGUGAAUGGAGUCCCAUGCUUUUAGUCCAUCCCUGGGAAGACUACAGCACCUCUGAACCUGCAGAGGAUAAAUUCACAGACUAUCUUUUUCCCUUCAACACAAAGUUCGAGACCUCCACUGCAAAAUCACACAAUCCUGUAGUUGAGGAUGAAGGUAAUUUGGGUUUGGUGAUCCUGCUGGUUUUGUUCUCCGUGGUCAUCCUCACCACCGUCCUUUCCCUCAUCUUUGUCGUGUGGGUGAGGCAGAGGCGGCGUGAUCAUGUGAGCAAACAAGAACUCACCUCUAUGGUCAAGAUGAAGUCCAUGUCAAUCUAAUGUUGAUUUCAAGCAUCUUCCCCUCAUCAGCCCGUUCUAGGGCUCCUCCCAAGACUCAGCCUCUGCCUUCAUCACUGUAGCACGCUGACCGUCAGUAUUCAACCACAUUAAUAAAGAAUGCAUCAGUCAGAACCCACGCAGGAUCUAUGGUGACAGAGACUAACUCCACACAAGGAACUUUACAGAGUAGGGUAAAGUUACCCAGCAUGAAAAAGCUGACUGAAGGGUAAGUUUAGCCGGACAUAUUCACAUCUACCUGCACUUCCCAUUGUGCAUCAGCAGACUCUACCUACUGCAAAGCAGGUACAAGGGAAAAGGGACCCUACUCCGUCUCUUUUAAAUUUACGUCAGCAACUUCACUGCAAUUCACUCCUCAGCGGACCACAGGAGCGACGCUGCACCGGGACAUUUUGAGUUCACUCACAAUGAAUGCUGCUUCAGAUUUUCGGAGAGGGGCGACAGUGUUUUUAACCUUUUUGAAUUUCUCAGCAACAAGUGAGAACGAGAGGUGCAGCUGCCAAACAGGAGAAGAUGAUUCUGUGGUGGGAUUCUUUUUCUGGGACAUCUUGCCUCUCUUCUCCCACACAGAACUCAUCCUUUUGUUUUUUAAUGAAUUGUGAGAAGUAACAGAUUAUUGUGCGCCCAUUAUUACAUCAAUUGACUGACUGACUCAAUGCUGUGAAGGAAGCAUAACUUUUGCCAGUCUCUCUGUGUGCAUCUGAUGCCAAAGCAGCAAUUACGGGCAUUAUGGAUCUCAGCAGGAAGCAGCCUGUUAUUGGCUCCUGACCAGAGGGAAGGACAUGGAGA